AUGAGCCAGUGUGAUCCAGCGAUUUCACGCGGCGUUUUUUUUUAUCCAAUCAAUAUGAUGAUGAAAAGGAGAAGGAGAAGAAUAGCGUCUUUGUUACGACACCAACAUAAGGAUAGCCUGAUGGUUGCAAAUGGUUACGUUCGCACAGCCUGAGCCAUAUAAGCUAGAGAAGAUCAUAUCAUUAAUCGACAUUGCGAGCCAUGAAAUGACAUAACGUCUAGGCUUGUAUGCUGUAAUACAUAAUAACGUCAAUGGUGAUCAUUUUUCACUAAAAGGACUGGAUUUGAAAGCUGCAGCACUAGGGAAUAUCACAGCGGAAAUUACAUUCAACUCCAAAUAACGGAUGGAGGAGAGCAUGCAUGAAUUAACGGAGCGGAUAAACUCAGCGGCGAUAUUAAAGAGAUGAAACACCUCUCGUUCUCUCUUUAUGUACUCAACCAGCCCGCGGGGGAGAGGUGAGAGACAACCAGGAGCAGCCGAUGAUCGGAGAGAACAGCGGCCACAGCGCAGCGGCAGGCAUCCGGGACAGUGAUAACUCAGAGAGAGCGCUGUUUACUGUCAUCUGAGAUCUGGCUCCGGACCAGCGGUGAGGCAUGGGCUGCGCUCCCAGCAUCCACGUCUCCCAGAGCGGCGUGAUCUACUGCCGAGACUCGGACGAGUCCAACUCUCCGCACCAGACCACCACUAUAUCCCAGGGCACCGCGGCCACCCUCCAUGGGCUGUUCAUCAAGACGGACGCGGCCGACACCAUCCCCUCGGUAAUCACUUACCAGACCAGGCAGUCCCGGAACAAAUCUCACGGAGAGAGGAGAGAGAACUGCGGGGGACACAUCUGCAUCGAGGCCGAGACUCAGACCAGUCACACCAGUGGCAAGGUAUCAGCCACAGAAGAGUGUGUAGGACCUAUGAGACUGACCCAAGAACCUAUUCAGGUCCUGCUGGUGUUUGCGAAGGAGGAUGGUCAGAGCGAUGCCUUCUGGUGGGCGUGUGACCGGGCGGGUUUCAGGUGUAACAUUGCCCGAACGCCCGAGUCCGCUGUCGAAUGUUUCCUGGACAAGAACCACGAGAUCGUGGUCAUUGAUGGACGCCACUCACAAUACUUUGAGGCAGAGGCUGUCUGCCGGUUGGUCCGUGCCACAAAGCCCUCAGAACACACAGUCCUUCUGGCCAUUGUGCCACAGACGCCUUUAGAUCAGGAGGAGCCGUCUGUUCGUCCUCUCCUCUGCGCUGGAUUCAGCAGAAGGUAUGAGGAGAACAUUAGUGUCUCUGCCUGCUAUAACGAAUUGCUCCAGAUAGAACAUGGAGAGGUGCGCUGCCAGUUCAAACUCAGGGCGUGUAACUCAGUCUUCACUGCUCUGGACCACUGUCAGGAGGCUGUGGAGAUCACCAGUGAAGACCAUGUGAUACAGUACGUGAACCCAGCGUUUGAGCACAUGAUGGGAUACCACAAAGGAGAGUUAAUAGGGAAAGAGCUGACAGAACUCCCCAAGAGUGACAAGAACCGAGCAGAUCUUCUAGACACCAUCAACACCUGCAUCAAGAAAGGAAAGGAGUGGCAGGGGAUCUACUACGCCAGGAGGAAGUCAGGUGACAGCAUACAGCAGCACGUCAAGAUUACGCCUGUGAUUGGCCAGGGAGGUAAAAUCCGCCAUUUUGUCUCCAUCAAGAGGCCCCACAGUGACAACAACAAACAGGUCCAUAAGAUCAACAGAGAUGGAGACCAUUCCCAGUUAGAAAGCCAUUCCCUGCGUCACAGAGACAGGAGGAAAGAGUCUGUUGAUGCCCGGUCAAUCAGCUCACGUAGCAGUGAUGCUCCCAGUCUGCAGAACCGGAGGUACUCCUCUGUAGCCAGGAUCCACUCUAUGACCAUAGAGGCCCCCAUCACCAAGGUGAUCAACAUCAUCAACGCGGCCCAGGAGUCCAGUCCGGUUUCGGUAGCGGAUGCACUGGACCGGGUCCUGGAGAUCCUGAGGACCACAGAGCUCUACUCUCCUCAGCUGGCCUCCAAGGAAGACGAUCCACACACCAACGACCUCGUCGGGGGGCUCAUGAGUGAUGGCUUACGGAGCCUGUCUGGGAACGAGUAUGUCUUCUCCAAAAGUACCCUUCCAAAUAUGAGUCAGCUGGCCAUCCCAGUAACGCUGAAUGACAUCCCUCCGGCCAUCGCUGAGAUGCUGGACGACGAGGACCAAUGGCACUUUAACAUCCUAGAGCUGGAGGCUGCCACCUGUAUGAGACCUUUGACCUACCUGGGCUUGAAGAUCUUUGCUCGCUUCAGUGUGUGUGAGUUCCUGAGCUGCAGUGAGGCUACGCUACGCUGCUGGCUGCAGGUCAUAGAGGCUAACUACCACGCCUCCAACUCCUACCACAACUCCACCCACGCCGCUGACGUCCUACACGCUACUGCCUACUUCCUACGCAAGGAGAAGGUCAAGGGCAGUCUGGACCAGCUGGACGAGGUGGCUGCGUUGAUCGCGGCGACGGUCCAUGAUGUGGACCACCCAGGGAGGACCAACAGCUUCCUGUGUAAUGCAGGAAGUGAGCUGGCCAUCCUGUAUAACGACACUGCAGUGUUGGAGAGUCACCAUGCCGCCCUCGCCUUCCAACUCACUGUCAGGGAUAUCAAGAGCAACAUCUUCAAAAACAUUGACAGGACUCAGUUCAGGACGUUGAGGCAGGCAAUAAUAGACAUGGUGCUGGCUACAGAGAUGACCCGUCAUUUUGAACACGUCAACAAGUUUGCCAACAGCAUCAACAAACCCAUGGCUGCCAUCGAGGAGUCCAGUUCAAAUAGUGAAGGCAGUGACAACGAGGGUCCAGCCAGCAUCAGGAACAGCCCAGAGAACCGGCUGCUGAUCAAGAGGAUGAUGAUAAAGUGUGCUGAUGUGGCCAACCCCUGUAGACCUCUGGAGCUCUGCAUAGAAUGGGCCGGACGCAUCUCUGAGGAGUACUUUUCCCAGACUGACGAGGAGAAGAGAGAGGCUCUACCGGUGGUCAUGCCUGUAUUUGACAGGAACACCUGCAGUAUCCCCAAGUCUCAGAUCUCCUUCAUAGACUACUUCAUUACAGACAUGUUUGACGCCUGGGAUGCCUUCGCCAGUCUACCUGGCCUCAUGGAGCACCUGUCAGAGAACUACAAGUACUGGAAGGGUCUGGACGACAUGAAGUGCAAGAGCCUGCGUCCGCCUUCUCCUCCGUGACCCCUCCAUCCCUCCCUCUCUCCCUUCAUCCCUCCAUCCAUCCUUCCCUCUCUCAGGGCAGGGGGAGACAGCGAAUGUAGCCCAGCACUGGUAUUAAGCCCCUCCCACUGUGAUUCUACCCAGCUCCACACACAUUGGACUGUACUGUAGUCUGCAGACCUUAGAGCAUGCAAACCCCAGAGUCUGUAGCUUGGAGCCCUGAGAAGAAACCAGGGGACUGUCAUACUGGCUGACAUAAUAACACACUAUCCCCUAUGUAGUGGACUACUUCUGACCAGAGCCCCAACCCAAACACAUUUCCCAUCUUUGGUUAUCUGAUGUUGCCUCAAACUACAAAAACACAUUUCAUACAGAGAAUCAUUAUGAUGCCCAAUGCUAAAUUUAGCAUGGGGGGCUCUGGUCAAACAUACAUGCACUACAUGCACUACAUGGGGAAUAGGGUAACAUUUUAGAUUUGCCCUCUGAGGCUGAAGCCAGCCUCUUCAGACCCCUCUCGGGUCCCUGUUGGGCCCCUAAUUGGACUCUACAGUCCUCCUUACCAUCUGUCCCAGGCUGAGGGGUGAGGACCAACCAAUCAGUCCCAGCCUGAUGGGUGAGGACCAACCAAUCAGUCCCAGCCUGAGGGGUGAGGAUCAACCAAUCAGUCCCAGCCUGAGGGGUGAGGACCAACCAAUCAGUCCCAGCCUGAGGGGUGAGGACCAACCAAUCAGUCCCAGCCUGAGGGGUGAGGACCAACAAAUCGGUCCCAGCCUGAGGGGUGAGGACCAACCAAUCAGUCCCAGCCUGAGGGGUGAGGACCAACCAAUCGGUCCCAGCCUGAGGGGUGAGGACCAACCAAUCAGUCCCAGCCUGAGGGGUGAGGACCAACCAAUCAGUCCCAGCCUGAGGGGUGAGGACCAACAAAUCGGUCCCAGCCUGAGGGGUGAGGACCA
This is a messenger RNA of Oncorhynchus tshawytscha (Chinook salmon), 4132 nucleotides long. RefSeq names its product high affinity cAMP-specific and IBMX-insensitive 3',5'-cyclic phosphodiesterase 8B-like. Gene Ontology annotation, biological process: signal transduction. Lineage: Eukaryota; Metazoa; Chordata; Actinopteri; Salmoniformes; Salmonidae. Bases 594 to 3200 code for a protein of 868 amino acids. The transcript is spliced from 22 exons. The record is from RefSeq and is a predicted model, not a curated record. Gene Ontology annotation, molecular function: 3',5'-cyclic-AMP phosphodiesterase activity.